AUGAGUGCUUCUUCCUCCAGAAAAGUGGACAAGGAUGAACAAGAGGCAGAACGUAAAGUCCAGAAGCCAAGGUGGCUUGAGGGUUUUCUGAGAAAAACUUUCUUUGACUCGUGUACAAUUCAUCCAUUUCGUAGGAAUGAGUUAAAUAAGUACUGCAUCAACUGCAAUUUGUCAGUUUGCCAAUACUGUGUAGCUUCAGGUCCUCAUCGCCAUCACAAGAUACUUAAAAUCUAUAGACAUGUUUACAAGGAUGUUGUCUCUCUUACAACCAUGGAAAAGUAUAUUGACAGCUCACAAAUUCAGCCUUACAAAUGCAACAAACGAUUGGUUAUUUCUCUGAAUCCUCUCCCACAUUCUGGUUCAACAGCAAAUAACGAGGCAUCAUGCAAUACUUGCAGUAGAAAAUUGUCUGAACCUGAUUUAUAUCGCUAUUGUUCCAUUUCUUGCAAGGUCAGUGCUGCUUUAAGUAACCCUGAUGAUUCAGCUCCUCCUUUCAUUUCCAUUCAAACUCCUCGUCUUCCUCCUCCGCAGGAAAAGCAAGGGGAAAUCUCUGGACCUCAGAAGCCACAGAAGAGGAAAAGAAAGGGAAUACCCCAUAGAGCUCCCUUCUUCUGA
Molecule: messenger RNA, 615 nt
Organism: Sphenostylis stenocarpa
Lineage: Eukaryota; Viridiplantae; Streptophyta; Magnoliopsida; Fabales; Fabaceae
Source: the annotation of a GenBank genome assembly